Hyalella azteca is the source of this 940-nucleotide messenger RNA. RefSeq lists its product as uncharacterized. The transcript is spliced from 2 exons. The record is from RefSeq and is a predicted model, not a curated record. Lineage: Eukaryota; Metazoa; Arthropoda; Malacostraca; Amphipoda; Hyalellidae. The coding region runs from base 138 to 473 and encodes 111 amino acids.
CAGUAUAAAGGCGGCCACCGCAACCGUCUGUUAUCAGUGUACUGACCCCAACCGCAACAGCAACAUGAAGCUCAUUGCUCUGAUUCUAUCCGUCGCAUCUCUCCUUUGCGCCGCUUUGGCCUCUCCGACAUUGCACCAUGGCCACGGCUUUGAAGGACACGGCCACGGCUUUGAAGAGCACGGCUUCGGAGGACAUGGUCACGGUUUUGGACACGGUCACAGCCAUGAGCAUGGUUUCGGAGGCCACGGUUUUGGAGGCCACGGACAUGGGCACGGUUUCGGAGGCCAUGGACAUGGGCACGGUUUCGGAGGCCACGGUUUCGGAGGCCAUGGACAUGGGCACGGUUUCGGAGGCCACGGACAUGGGCAUGGUUUCGGAGGCCACGGACAUGGGCACGGUUUCGGAGGUCACGGUCAUCAUGGUUUUGGAGGACAUGGCAGUCAUGAACAUCAUGGCUGGCAUCACUGAUUGAAUUUGACUGUCUCCAAUUGUGAUUUAUUUAAUGAUACAUGCACUGAUAGUAAACACUCCAGGAGGCUCGGAUAGCAUGUCUCUUUUAGUUUUUAUCUUCAGCUCUAUGCGACAUUAAAGACUCAAAAUUUCUCGCACCACUUCUACUCCACUUCUCCUCACUUUCAGUAAGUUACUUCAUAUAACGAUCACUGAUCAUUCUAAAGCAAAGACGGUGAGUAAAAUUCACUAAAAAAUUUUUUGGGGAUCGUUUGACUGAACAUUUUCAUUGCCAAUACAUCUUUAUACGAGCAGUUGCAAAAAUAAUAUUCAAUUCUUGCAUUCUAUUGUUUCCUAUACAUAAUUGACGGUUAGUAUUUCAAUCAAAUUCAAUAGCAUUCAGCGCACUAGUACUUCUGAGGAAGAAUUUCCUUUAUUCCAUCGGAGUGAUAACGCACUCGAAUAAAUUAAUAAUAUGAAGAAAUUCAA